ACCAGACACGAGAGGCCACAAACUGAUUGCGUUUUUAUGACAUUCGGAAAACCCAAAACUACAGGAUCUGAACCCAUGAAGAACAGGCAGGAAAGGAAAAGAGGCAGAAAGGAACAUUCUGGAUAAUACCAGGUCGGUGUGGGUGGGGGCGGACGCACACAGACUUCAUCCUAACCUCACAACUCUCAACUCAGAGGAUGAAACAGGUUCACAGCACAGAGAAGCCACCCGCUCAAGCUCUCCCACGCACUGAGCAGGCCAAGGCGCCCACGCGGCCUGCGGUGCGAGCGCAGGACCUGGCCUCUGAGAGUUCGGCCUUAACGCCUGGGAACGCGCCGUUGGCGCCUCCAUUUCUCGCUGCCAUUUUGGAUGGGGACGCCCUGCCUGGCUCCGUCGCUGCCACGCAGGCUCUCUGCACAGUAGUCAGAGGGAGUGGCAUUCCGGGCCUCACCACAGCCGCUCGCCACGCCCUGCCAGCGCGUCCCGCAGAGUUGAGGGCGCUCUGAGGGAAAGCAGGCUGUGCCCCCAGCCGCCCAGCCCUAGGCCUGGCCGCAGGGCCCUCGAAUCUCUCCUCCGCCCUCAGGCCGCGUCCCCGCAGCGACCAGGCGGCGCCGGAAGUAGGGGCGCCGCGUGCAGCCAAUGCCUGCGCGGCGGUGCGACCCUGAGCGGUUAGUCCGGCGGCCGGGUCUUACCAGUCGGCGCGAGCCCCCGAGGGCCCCGUCUGGCGCGCCGUCGAGGGCCGCCUCGCCAGGCGUCCUUCCCAUUCCCUCGGCCCUCGGAGCCGGUUCUGGCGGCGCGGGGGAUUCCGCGGGCCUGACGCGCAGUCCCUGAGCGCUCAGCGAGUCCCGACCGCGCCGCGGAGAUGUGCUCGACGCCCGGGCUGCCCACGCCGGGGGCCUCCCUGGCUCUGCGGGUGUCCUUCGUGGACGUGCAUCCCGAGAUGAUCCCCGUGCAGCUCUGGGGACUGGUGGGCCCGCGGCGGGAGGAGUACGUGCGGCUGAGCAGGGAGAUCCAGGAGGCGGUGGCCACGCGUGGCCCGUGGGCGCUGAGCGGCACCGCGGCCUCUCCCGGAGAGCUGUGCCUGGUGCAGGUAGGGCUCCUGUGGCACCGCUGCCGCGUGGUCAGUCGGCAGCUGCAGGAGAGCCGCGUCUUCCUGCUCGACGAGGGCCGCACCAUCACGGUGGGCGUGGGCUCGCUGGCGCCGGGACGCAGCGAGUUCUUCCAUUUGCCCUCGGAGGUGCUGGGCUGCGUGCUGGCCGGCCUGGUGCCGAUGGGCAGCGGUGGCGCGGGCGGGGGCGAGCCACAGCACUGGCCGUCCAGCGCCGUGGACUUCCUUAGCAACCUGCAGGGCCAGGAGGUGCACGGACGGGUCCUGGACGUGCUGCUGCUCCAUCGCCUGGUUCUGCUGGAGGUGCCCAGUGUUUUCCAGCAGAUGCAGGAGCUCGGUCUAGCCCGGCAGGUGCCCGACAGCCUCUUCCGCUCGCUGCUCAAGCGCUAUCUCGCGGCGGCCACUGCUGGCCUGGGCUCCUGGGCCCCGGUUCUCCCGCGAGCCCUGCCCAAGCAGGAGCAGCCUGGCCUGGAUUACUUCUAUCCGCGGCUGCAGCUGGGUGUGACGGAGCCCGUGGUGGUUACCCAAGUGUGCCAUCCCCACCGCAUUCACUGCCAGCUCCGGAGCCUCUCGCAGGAGAUUCACCGGCUCUCAGAGAGCAUGGCCCAGGUAUACCGAGUGUCAACUGGGACAGGGGAUGAGAGCUCAACCAGUGCCACCUGGGAGGAGAGGGAGGAGAGCCCAGACAAGCCGGGCUCUCCGUGUGCGUCCUGUGGAUUAGAUGGUCAUUGGUACAGGGCACUCUUGCUUGAGACUUUUCGGCCCCAGCGCUGUGCCCAGGUGCUCCACGUCGACUAUGGAAGGAAGGAGUUAGUGAGUUGUAGUAGCCUUCGGUACCUGCUCCCUGAAUACUUCCGAAUGCCUGUGGUGACCUACCCUUGUGCGUUGUAUGGACUCUGGGACGGUGGCAGGGGCUGGUCUCGGUCACAGGUUGGUGACCUAAAGGCGUUGAUCCUGGGCCAGGCCGUGAAUGCGAAGAUUGAAUUUUACUGUUCCUUUGAGCACGUGUAUUACGUCACCUUGUACAGAGAGGAUGGGAUGGAUCUUAACAGUGUGUUUGGAGUCCAGGCGUGUUGCUUGGCUGACCGAUUGCUUCAGAGCCAGGGCAGAGAGGAGGAAGUGGAGGAGGAGGAGCCGGAAACGGCUGUGCAGUCUCAGUCUCCCGCCGAAGACAUGGACGAAGAGAUUUCCCUCCCCGCCUUACCGUUCAUCAGGUUGAAGAUGAAUGCCUUUUACGACGCCCAGGUAGAAUUUGUGAAAAGCCCUUCUGAGUUUUGGAUCCGGCUGAGGAAACACAGUGGCACUUUCUCCAAGCUGAUGAAGAGGAUGUGCAGUUUCUACUCCUCGGCCAGUAAGCUGGACGGUGUGGUUUUGAAACCUGAACCUGACGACCUUUGCUGUGUCAAGUGGAAGGAAAAUGGCUACUUCCGCGCCAUCGUCACCCGAUUGGAUGACAAGAGCGUGGAUGUCUUCUUGGUUGACCGAGGCAAUUCAGAAAAUGUGGACUGGUACGACGUGAGGAUGUUGCUUCCUCAGUUCCGGCGCCUACCGAUACUGGCUCUGAAGUGCACCCUGGCUGACAUUUGGCCUCUGGGGAAAACCUGGAGCCAGGAUGCGAUUUCCUUUUUUAAGAAGACUGUCCUCCACAAAGAACUAGUCAUCCACGUCCUGGACAAGAGGGAUCGCCAGUACGUCAUUGAGAUUCUUGACGAAUCAAGAACAGGGGAAGAGAACAUCAGUAAGGUCAUUGCCCAAGCCGGCUAUGCCAAGUAUCAGGAAUUUGAAACAAAGGAAAAGAUCCCAGUAAAUACCCACUCCCCAGGGCAUGUUUCAAACCAUUUUACUGCGGAUAACACCAAAGCCUUUUCUGCCAAGAAGGGAGAAGGAGACCAGAAGACCAAAAGAGAUAAUAAAGCCACGUGUGCGGCAGAAGCUUUGACCGAUGCAAAUGUUACAACCAACCUAGUUGUGCAGGAAAAAGAGGAAAGGACACCUGCUUACUCUUCUCUUACGGAGAAUUUCUUAGGACUUAAGACAGUCUCGUCUGGUACAGGAGAGCUCCAAGUCGGAAGCACAGUAGAAGUCAAAGUAUCUUAUAUUGAAAACCCUGGCCAUUUUUGGUGUCACUUCACCAGGAACAUACAAGCAUUUAAGACUCUAAUGUGUGAUAUUCAAGAAUAUUGCAAAAACACAGCUGUUCCUUACCAGGGACCCUCCUCCUCUUGUUUGGCAAAGCGAACAGCAGAUGGAAAAUGGUCCCGAGCUUUGAUUAGCGGGACACAAUCUUCAGAGAAUGUCAAAGUACUGUUUGUAGAUUAUGGAGACCAAGAAAUGGUAUCUGUGAAUGACAUUUAUUCAAUUAAUGAAGAAUUUCUCAAGGUUAAGGCCCAGGCUUUUAGGUGCAGUCUGUAUAAUUUAAUCCACCCAACUGGUGAAAAUCCCUUUGUUUGGGAUGAAAAGGCAAUACAAGCUUUUAGUGAAUUUGUAAAUAAUGCGUGGCAAGACAAUCUGGAGUUAAAAUGCACAAUAUUUGCUUUGGCCUCCAUACAUAAUGAAGAACUGUUUAGCAUCGUGGACUUGGUAACACCCUUUCAGAGUGCAUGCCAGUUUUUGGUAGAAAAGAGACUUGCAAGGCAAGAAAAAUGUCCGAAGCCCCUGGAGUUGUCUGUUCAGCUGCAUUCCUACUACUAUUCUACACAUGAUAUGAAAAUUGGAAGUGAAGAAUCAGUGUAUAUCACACAUGUUGAUGACCCUUGGACAUUUUAUUGCCAGCUGGCCAGAAAUGCACAUAUUUUGGAACAGUUAUCACAUAGUAUUACCCAGUUGAGUAAGAUUUUGCUGAGUUUAAAAGUGUCUCCCUUGAUCCCUGAUACUCUGUGCCUUGCUAAGUAUACCGAUGGAAACUGGUAUAGAGGGAUAGUAAUUGAAAAAGAACCAAAUAAAGUCUUCUUUGUUGACUUUGGGAACAUUUAUGUAGUAGCAAGUGAUGACCUGCUUCCAAUACCUAGUGAUGCCUAUGAUGUCUUACUUUUGCCCAUGCAAGCUCUUAAAUGCUCAUUAUCUGAUAUUUCUGAUCACAUUCCAGAAGAAGUGACAACAUGGUUUCAGAAGACUGUUUUAGAUAAGUCACUUAAGGCCUUAGUUGUAGCAAAAAGUUCAGAUGGAAGACUGAUUAUAGAACUAUAUGAUGAUGGUAUUCAAAUUAACGCUAGUGUUAAUGAAAAGGUAGGACUCCUUGGUUGCAAAGUCAGAACAAAGGGGAAAAAAGCUGAAGCACUCCUUUGUACUGCUGAAGCUCCUGGAGAAAGAAAUAAAAUUUUGAAGUUUUCCCCUACAGAAAUUUUAAGUAACUCAGUUCAGAACAAAUCACAGAGUAGAGAGAUUUUGGGAGAACCAUACAGACCUAAGAUCAGCUCAGCGUGUAAGGAGCUCAAACUUUUACAAAAUUCAACAAAGACAAACUUAGUCACCCAAAUUCAGGACCCUGUGGGAAGUAAGAAUAAUCAUAUAUUCCCAGUAGCAAGAGAAAAGAAAGAAGACAUUUUUGCGGAGCUGCCUUUGAAAGCCACAAAAGUAGAAGCUGCUCUUUCAGAGAGAAAAAUAGGAGAAUCACGCAACAAGGACUUGCCUCUAAAAUUUUCUCAGUUCCCACAGAAAACUGUAAUGCCUGGCUUUAAAACAACUGUAUAUAUUUCACAUAUCAAUGACCUUUCAGACUUCUAUGUUCAGUUAACAGAAGAUGAAGCUGAAAUCAAUCACCUUUCAGAGAGAUUAAAUGAUGUUAAAACAAGGCCUGAAUAUUAUGCUGGUCCCCCCUUGCUAAGCGGAGAUAUGAUAUGUGCCAUUUUUCCAGACGACAACUUAUGGUAUCGUGCCGUGGUCAAGGAACGGCAACCUAAUGAUCAUCUGUCUGUACAAUUCUUAGAUUAUGGCAACGUUUCUGUGGUCCCUACUAACAAAAUAGGCAGACUUGACCUCACUAAUGCAAUAUUACCAGGACUGUGUAUCCGUUGCUCUCUAGGAGGCCUUUGGGUCCCCGACAUUAUAAACUGUACGGAGAUGAUGCAUUACUUUUCCCAGCGGACUGAUGAGGCUCAAAUCAGAUGUGAAUUUGUUAAAUUUCAAGACAGAUGGGAAGUUAUUCUUGCUGAUGAGCAUGGCGUUAUAGCAGAAGACCUGAUUAGCAAAUAUGCUUUCAGUGAAAAAUCUCAACUAGGACUUUCUACCCAAAUAAUUAAAGGUGCCUGUUCAAAGUCCGACAAUUCUGACAUUGACACUUCAGUCUUCCUUAACUGGUAUAAUCCAAAAAUGAAGGUGGUGAGAGCAUAUGCCACUGUAAUAGAUGGGCCUGAGUACUUCUGGUGUCAGUUUGCUGAUACCAAGAGACUUCAGUAUUUAGAAGUAGAAGUACAAACUACUGAGAAACAGAUAACAGAUCAGAGAAAUUGUGUACCACAUCCCCACAUUGGCGACCCUUGCAUAGUGAAAUACAGAGAAGAUGGGCAUUAUUAUAGGGCCCUUAUCACUAAUGUUUGUGAAGAUGAUCUUGUAUCCGUUAGGCUGGUGGACUUUGGAAAUGUUGAUGACUGUGUGGACCUGAAAGCAGUCUGGAGCAUUCCUUCUGAACUUCUCUUAGUUCCCAUGCAAGCUUUUCCCUGCUGCCUCUCAGGAUUUAACAUUUCAGAAGGUGUAUGCCCUCAAGAAGGAAAUGACUAUUUUUAUGAAAUAGUAACAGAAGAUGUAUUGGAAAUAACAAUAUUAGAAGUUAAAAGGGAUGUUUGUGAUAUCCCUUUAGCCAUUGUUGACUUGCAGAGCAAAGGCGAAAGUAUUAAUGAGAAAAUGAAGAAGUAUUCUAGGAUUGGUCUGACUAAGAGUGAUCUGCCCUAUGAAAACAGUGGCCCAGAGAUAAAGGGAGCUCAUGAGUCUCCCAGUCCUGAUGCUGGACCUAAGAAAUUGAGUACUAAAGCUGUACAAGACAAAGCAUGCUUUGUGCGACCACAGACAGAGGAGCUCUCUGAAAGCAUUGAAAAUGAUUUAAACAUUAUUGAAACCAAACCAAGUAAACUCUGUAAUGCUGAAACUGAAAAUAUCUUCGAAGCUUUUGAAAAGACAUGCAAAGAUAAAAUUGGCACCAAGGUACUGGAAGGUAAAGUAGAGCUCCACUCGGCUGACAAAGCAAAGUUUGAGGAUGAAUAUAUUCUUACAGGAUUUAGCACGUUAUUACCACAUGCUAGCAAAACAAAGGAUAUAUUAGAGCUGAACUCACUUGAGGUACCACUUUCUCCUGAUGAAGAAUCAAAGGAAUUCUUAGAACUAGAAUCCAUCGAGUUGCAGCAUUCUCUAGUCGGAGAUGAAGAAAAAGAGGAGCUAGGACUGGUGCCUCCAGUCGCGCCUGUCUUGGAUGGCUGUGGCCCAGAAAGUCCCCUAGAACCAUUUGAGGUGGAGCUUCCCCUCACCUGUGAAGCUGAGAGGCAGGAGGAACUGGAACUGCCUAUAGCCCAGCUGUCUCAAGAUGACAAAAUAAAUCCUUUGUCUUCAAGCAUCAGUCAGAAAGCCCAAGAAUCCAGGAGUGCAGAGGACACAAGAAACCCAAGUUGUGCGGAAUCUUUUGAUGACCAGCAGGGGAUGCCAUUACAUCUACCUGGAAAGAAUUGUGACCCCCAAAUGCAGAUUGAAAUAAGUACACAUAAAGAAGAAUUUGCUGACUAUGAAAACAGGGAUGCCAUCUCCUCACUGAUCCCUUUGUUCCCUAAAGAAGACCCCCCUAGUGAGAGGAAGCACAGUGCUCUACCAGACUGUGUUUCAGCUCAACCACAGAACAUUUUCAGUCUGAAAGGGUUUACUGUUGGUUCCAAAUGUGUUGUAUGGUCAACUCCAAGAAACACCUGGUCUAAAUGUGAGAUUUUGGAAAUAGCUGAAGAAGGCACAAGAGUUUUAAACCUUUCCAGUGGUAAGGAGGAGAUAGUGAACCCUGAGAAUGUCUGGAAUGGCAUACCUAAAUUAGAUAAAUUAGAUAAUAGUCCAUCUGAGGCUGUGUUCCACACAGUGGGGAAGGACCCUUACUUCACAUCAUCAGAUGAUGCUGCUGCAGUUAUGGAAAAGGAGUCUGGAGGUGAUGUGGCUUUAACUCUGGAUCCAUAGACAAGGACAUUCAGCCAGAAGCUGCUCUUCCACUACUAGCUUCUUACCCAGACCAACAGAGUAUCUGGGAGAAUUCCAAGUGUGUAGCCAGAGGACAUCGUCACUCUUGAAAAUCGUUAUCUGCAUCAAAGACAGAAACGGGCUCAGGUCAACCAUGUAGCUUAGUUGUAAAGGUGCUGUGGUAUACAUGGAUUCAGGAUCUUUCUUCUGCCUUUAAUCAUCUUUGUAAUCAGUCGGAAACACUUAUUUUGCUAAAUAAUUUUACUAACAUAUUACUCGCAUUUCAAAAAAAUCUGUUUUAUGCUUAGGAUAUAGUGUUCAAAUUAAAAUAGAAUAUAGGUCCGUUGCAAGUACAUUCUAGGACACUACUUAGGAUGGCUUUGCUGGCAGUAGCUCCUUCAGAAUUUUUGUUUUGAUUUUGAAGAGUUGCCUUGUCUAUCUAGUUAAAGCACUUGAUGAAUGCUCUGUUUAACUUGGAGGUACUCUAACACGAUACAGAUUUCAAUAAAGUUUUUCCUUCAAGGGAUGAUAGUCUCAUUUCAUUAAAAAGAAAACAACACUCUUGAGUAUCUCUGAUUCCAUCUCUUAUCUAUUACUGGAGAUGGGGGGGGCAUGGUAAUAUAAAACGUUGGCCUUUAUGUGUAAGUCACUCAGCUGAUACCGUAAAUACAUUUUCUAAUUUCAGUCAUCAGCUCUGAGGUACAUAUUAAUAUUAUCCAUAUUUUAGGUAAGAAAAUUAAAGCUUUUUUGAGAAGUUAAAUAAUUUUUCUAAGGUCUUAUAGCUAGUGAAUAGCAAAGGCUUGGGCAAUCCAACUUCAGAUCCAUCUAACUUCAAAGUUUAUGCUCUUAAACAUAGUUUUGUAGGAACUGUAAAUCCUAGCCUUUGGAAACAGAUCUUAGCUAUAUCUGCUUCUUAGAUGUGUGACUUAGGAGGUUAUAUGGUAUCUUUGAGCCUUGAUCUUCCUCAUCUGUAUAAUGGUGAUAACAAAACCUUUAUUGCUAUAUUUUUUAAGAUCAGAAAUAGUUUAUUCAAAGUGUUGUAAAAAAAAAGUAGGUACUUGGUAAAUGUUUCUUUUUUGAAAAAUACUCAUUGUACACUUUGCUGUUUUUUUCCCCCACCUUAAAUCAUUGGAUAGUUUCAGAAAUUAUUAUUUUCUUUUUGCAUUCAUAUAUGCCACAAAGGAUUGUAAAAUUACCUUGGAAUGGGGCAUCAGUACAAUUAUUUCAAUGUUUCUGAAACUAAUAAGAAGGAGGUUUGCCAAAUGAGACUAAGGGAAAGAUCUGUGUGUAUGAAACAUUAUCAGAUGCUGAAGCUUAAUGGGAAGUGAGAAUAAACAGUCUUAAAAAUUGGUGUAAUUUCAAUAAAGUAGAAAAGGAGAGGGGACUGUCAUGAAGGUACAUGAGUUGGAUAACUAUAUUGCAUGGCCCUGGGAUAAUGAAUAUUGGAGAUGGGUUUGGCACACUAAUGUAGGAGCUAUGAUUGUCAAUUACUAGGAGAAAAGGUCAGUCAGGGUGCUUUAGGGUCAGAUAAUGGAAAACCUUCAGUUUCAAGCUAAGGAGUUAACUUCCUAAUUAAAAAUUGUAACCUGAAUGGCUACACGAAAGGAGAAGUUCACUUUCUCAGAGUAAGUGUUUUUGUACCUAAAGCCACUGAGGCAUGCCUGAGAUGCCAGAUGGGUAAACACAGGCAUAGAAAUCAGAAUAGGAAAGUUAUCAAGGCUGGUUUACUAGGUACUGAGUGUCCUUGUUCUCACGGGCUAAAGUAAAUUGUGGAGAAUUCAUAGAAACAGGACAUACUUAGACUAACACAUGUACUUUACUAAUGAAUAGCGUAGAUUUUAUAUCCUUUGGUAAACCCCAAAUCAUCUCCCAUGAUCCCCAGAUGUAUACAAGAUUUUCUUGCUUCAGAUAUUUUUAGGGCGAACAUGACACAUACUUC
Molecule: messenger RNA, 9188 nt
Organism: Oryctolagus cuniculus (rabbit)
Lineage: Eukaryota; Metazoa; Chordata; Mammalia; Lagomorpha; Leporidae
Source: RefSeq, a predicted model, not a curated record